Molecule: messenger RNA, 1232 nt
Organism: Darwinula stevensoni
Lineage: Eukaryota; Metazoa; Arthropoda; Ostracoda; Podocopida; Darwinulidae
Source: the annotation of a GenBank genome assembly
AUGAACCUUGUGAUGGUUCUUUUCAGUGAUGGAAAGCUACCCAAGUGCAUCGUGAACUCUGUCUCAACAAACUAUAUUCUGUGCAUUGGUAGUCAAAAGAAGGCCAUGUCAGUAACAAAAUCUGAUGAACUAUUUGUUGAUGACCUGCUGGCCAGGGCUGCCGAAGUGACCUCAUCCAGGAACGCCAAGACACUAACACCUAGUCAUAUAAAAAAUGUGAUAAUGUCAGUUGAAAGAAUGGGUUUUCUACACGACAUGGUGGCUGGAAUUCCUGACCUGGGUGUGACAGCCUCAUCAGAGGAAAUGGCUACUGCCUCUGGACCAUCUUCAUCUUCAUUGGUCUCCCUCACUAACAGUAUCUCUGAAGAUGUUGCUUCUGAUACUAGUGCUGAUCGUAAGAAGAUGUACCGCAAAAGACCAGGGUCACACAGGAUCAGGAGAUUUUGGAAUGAAAAAGAGGAUGAGGAUGAUGAUGAUGCCUUUGAGAGCCCUGAGAAAGAUGUCAGCGGGGAACCUCAAGCCCUGACACGUAGCUUGAGCAUCCCUCCAUCCAGUGACCAGGAUCUGGGAGGGGCCUCCUAUGUACCGGAAAUGCCAAAACCUCUCAACAUGUAUCCAUUUGCAACAGGGUCAGAGAAGCUGUCACGGCAGAGUGUGAUAGUCAGUGCUCCUUCAAGUGCUCCUCCAUGUGUACCACCUGGUGCUGCACCCUUUCAGUUCUCCAUCACCAUCAAUAAUGGACCUAAGUUGACCAUGAAAGGAACCAGCCAUUCUACAAGUGCAGAUAAUUCCUCUUCUGGGACGUCUUGAAAUUUUUAACGCUCAAAAUGUACAUACCAGACCCAGUUCAUGACUGAUCUCUUCAUCAUGGACUUGUGGUUCAAUAUGUUGCUUUUAUAGGGGAUUUGAGAAGUGAUUCUUUUUAAGGGCUAUUAACAAGUAUGGGUAUGACUUCCAUUCUUUUCUUUAAGCAGUGUCAACGUACUGUACCAAAGUUUGGGAUGUUUUCAGAGUGCCUUCAUUGAUUGCUAGAAAGUUCUGGUAUCAUGCAAGUGUGAUAUUUUAAACCUGAGCUGAGCAAUUAAACAGUGUCAGAAGUACUUGCAGGCAAAAGGAGCAGGAGACAAUGCUCAAUUCAACAACCAUCCACUUAAUCCCCAUGAAACUCCAUGUACCCACAUUUAAUAUCCAGAAGACUCUGAACUCAGCCUGUGCUUUCCAGAAUGAAUGAG